AUGCAUCUAGCUUGGAGAUGCGGUGACCAAGAACUGCUACCAAAUGUGCGGAAACUGGUAGCCAACAACAUCUCGCUCUCCGAUGUCGCCCCGGUGACGCUACUGCUUUCGCCCAGCAUCCGCGAAAUACAGAUCUCCUUCGACAAAAAUACCCUCGUAGUUCCCAGUCUCUCUCCUGUCGCCGCUGCUUUGUUUCACGACAUUGUGAAGACCACCGCGCCGCAUCUGACGGACCUCUUUUUGUUUGAGAGAUUCCCUCUCUCCUCGUCACAGAUCCCUCUUCUCGGCCGCUGCCACAACUUGCGUCAUAUCUGCCUUUCCGACCGGGACCAUACCGUCCUUGAUGCGGGUGCGAUUCGCCUCCUGGAGCGCCUAGGACCCCUCGAAACCAUGUCUCUGGCGAUUCGACUGGGUGGCUGCCAUAUCGCUGCCGAUCUUGACCUGAAGAUUGGGUUUCCGAAGCUCAACUACUUCAAUCUUGCCGGGAGUGCGGUCGAUGUCGCAAAUUUUCUCGGUGCUGCUCGUCUGGUUGCGCUGAAAACUUUCGAAGUCACUCUCGCGGGCUCGACGGAUAUGUCAGCCUUGGAAGAAUGCAUAGCGCGAAUGGGUGCCCAGCUGUUUCAGGGCUUGCGGUCUCUGCACUUAACGGUUACCACGAUGUCGCCACAGUCCCCCACGGCGGUUUUAGGCGAUGUCAUCAGCCCCCUCUAUGCGCUGAAGGGCUUGAAGUCGGCCGGGCUUGACCUCGGCGCGCACGUACCCCAUACAUCCGACGACGACCUCAUAGCGCUCGCUGACGCAUGGCCGAAACUGGACUGGCUCAGCAUCGGGGGCGGGAGUCCGCCCAAUGUGCGGCGCCUGACCACCCUUCGCCGGCCGACGGUCCGGGGCCUGGUCGAGCUGGCGCAACGCUGUCCGCGCCUGCGCAUCAUCCACCUCCCCACGCUCGAUACCUCGCAGCUACCGUCGCCGGAGUCAGUGCCCGCGCUCGCCCGGGCGAGGACCAAGAGGCUCAAUCUGGACUGGAUAUCUGCGAGCGGCGGUCCGGUGCGCUUCGAGUUGGCGGUCUUGCUUGAUCGGCUGUUCCCAGAGCUUGAGAAGUUCGAAGUGGGGAAUCCGGGGCAAGAGGAGGCGGGUCGACAGGUUUUCCGUUACCUGGAGGCGAUGCAGACCGGGCGCAGGCAUUCCAAACUGUUCCCACAGGAACCUGAGGCGAAGGCGCCGAAACCAGAGGAGGACUCCGAGGAGGAGGGAGGAUAG
This is a messenger RNA of Trametes versicolor FP-101664 SS1, 1260 nucleotides long. RefSeq lists its product as uncharacterized. The transcript has a single exon. NCBI's taxonomy places the organism in Eukaryota, Fungi, Basidiomycota, Agaricomycetes, Polyporales, Polyporaceae. The record is from RefSeq and is a predicted model, not a curated record. Bases 1 to 1260 code for a protein of 419 amino acids.